Messenger RNA from Pyricularia grisea, 2333 nucleotides. RefSeq lists its product as uncharacterized. The record is from RefSeq and is a predicted model, not a curated record. The coding region runs from base 124 to 1992 and encodes 622 amino acids. NCBI's taxonomy places the organism in Eukaryota, Fungi, Ascomycota, Sordariomycetes, Magnaporthales, Pyriculariaceae. The transcript is spliced from 4 exons.
GCCCGUUUAUAAAAACAGAGGUUGCCCCUACUCGUACCUGCAACGUCGGUCGAGCUUCAAUCAUGUGAAGCUAGUGAAGCAGUGCUCUCACUUGCGCACGAGAAAUUCAACAGUCAAGACAUCAUGGCCAGCAGCAGCGACGCCGCAGAGCAAGAGAACAAACUAUCACCAACAGGCAAUGGAGCUAACGCCCAGGCCAUAGCUACCAACUCUAGCACUGCUCCAACUCAGUCACCUGCAGCUACGGCAGUAUCCGGCGCCGUCUCCGCUCCCGAAAUAGUUGCCGAAAGCCCCCGCGCUGCUUCGCCCAUACAAAAUGAGAAGCUGGCGGCCAACUUGAAUGUCAAGGGCAAGGCAGGGCAUGCAGUGAUUGACCAGCGCCAGACCAUCCCGACAACAGGAAAAAGAUGUCAUACGACCAAGUGGGAAUACAUCACAUUCUGCCUGUUUUACUUCUCCCUGAACGGUGCCCCAAUUGGCAACAAUGGCGGCGGUCUCCGGCAGGCCUUGGUCAACAUGAAAUACCCGGACGGCUACCUUACCUGGGGUGGCGAAUACAUUCCAAUCAAUGCCAUGCUACUGAGGGUGCAGGGAGUCAUGUUCGCGGCGCAGCUGGUGACGCUGAUGAUCCUCGGUCCCUACGCCGACUACGGAAACUGGCGGCCUUGGAUCAUGAUUGUUGGCCAGGUCUUGCUCUACAUCUGCCAAUUCUCGCUGUGUGCUAUCAGCCAGCCGGAUCAGUGGGAGGCGGCACAGGCUCUGUUUGUCGUCGGGUCCCUCGCGGCCAACGUGGUCAACAGUUUCUAUGCCGCCACCUUCCCAUCCAUUGUCCGGGAUUUACCCAAGCUAAUCGAGAGCGAGGAGUGCGUCAAGGCCGGGACUGAGUCGCCCGAGAACCACAACAAGUUGGACGAGUAUGAGAGGGCCAAGCUGUACAACCUCAACAAUAUGACGGGGUCGUAUGUGGUGGCGGUGGUGUAUGCCAUAGCUGUUGGGAUGAUUGCCGGAAUUGGCUACUCGACAAACCAGCAAAAGAUCACAUCCUUCCGUGCCGCUCUGGGAUACUUUGGAUUCAUGACAGUGGCAUUCACUGUCCCAUUCUUCAUUGUCCACAAGCAUAGGCCAGGACAGCAGCUGCCAUCAGGCACAGGUUGGCUCACGGCCGGGCCCAAGCAGGUAUGGAGCGCCGCCAAGAGCGCAAAGAAGCUCAAGCAGGUGAUGCUAUACCUGCUUGCAUACUUCUUGCUCAACGAGACCUGGGGGACGUACUGGGCGGUCACUGGAAUCAUCCAAAACGACGUUAUCCACUACAGCCCUUUAAUGCUCAACGCCUUCAGCCUGACGGCCGACUUGUGUGGCGGGACGGGACAUCUCCUCCUGUUGAUCCUGCAGAAGCGCUUCCGGUUCAGCGUCAAGCAGGGUGUCAUGUUCGGCGCCGUCAUGACUCUGAUUCCACAGCUAUGGGGAGGCAUCGGGCGCUUCACCACCAAAGUCGGGUUCCAUAACGAGUGGGAGUUUUGGCUGGUUCAGGUCUGGAACAUCACGACGGCGGCCUGGGGUGGGUACAACGUGACCAUGAUCUCCGAGGUAGUGCCGGGGCCAAAGUCGUACAUGUUUUUUGCCUUGUUCAACUGCGUCGGCAAGACUUCGGGCUUCGUGGGACCGUUUAUCACGGCGGCAAUCAUCCAGGCCGACGGCGGGAAGAAUAAUGGCGCAUACUGGUUCCUGCUCGGAACUGGGCUGUUGGGCUUGUUGACUCUAUACUUUGUGGAUACGGAUCAGGCAAAGAUUGAUAGUGCUGCGUACCUGGCACGCGAAGCCGAAGAAAUGUACUCUGAAGAGCAGAGGGCGGCCGCCAAACACAAUCUGGAAGAGAGCUCGCCGGGCAGUACAACGCCAAUCAUGGCUGCUGGCGUUUCCGUUGGCAAGAUGCAGGAUUCUGAAAACCCAACAACAGUCAAUGUAGAGCACCCGACCGGCAAGAAUGCGUAAAGCAUGGAAUUAACUGCCGACCUACCCAAGACAAGCGUGCAGCGACGUUCGCAUUCGUUUUGGCCUGAUGGUUCAUUUCAGUUCAGUUUUAGUUCUUCGUGGCGUUGUGUGGCUAAACCUUAAUUUGAUGAAAAGAAACAUGUCUUGUUUUAAACGAUGUGCGAUUCGGUUUGGACGGUUCGCUUCUAGACCUUUGUCCUGAAUUGAGACUCUUGCAAACAACCUUAUUGCGCACGUACAGUACAGUACAGCCCAAGGUACGACGUAGUGAGUGCAAGCUAUCGGGGAAGCUUUCCCCUCACAAGAAUGAGGAGAUGGCCAGGGAUAGCACGCAAUACAGG